AUGAGGGAAGUCAACUUCAGCAUCCCGAAUGUCAACAAGGCCUCAGUCGGCAUCACGACUGCCCUGUAUGAUCGCCGUGCCCUCGACUGCACUUCAACCUUACCUCUCAUCAAUUCCCUGAACCACCUCGCAUACCUCACGACCUCAUCAGCACGCAUCAGAGACAUCCUUACCGUCGAUGGCGGCGUCGAGAGACUGGUCUGCCUCCUCAAGGCAGGCCGAAGCAAAGACAUGAUGGAUAUGUGGAAAUGGAAUCUCGGUUUCCAGUGUGUUGUUAAUAUCGGCGUCCGAGGCUCUGAACCAGUCCGGACUAGGGUGGUAGAGGCCGACAUGGUCCCAGUUAUCGCUACAAUUCUCGACAACUACAUAAAGGUCGUAGACCGGUGCCGAGAGAAGGCGGAGGAAGCGAAACAGAAGGCUAUCCAAGAACAAGGAUCGAGUGGAAGGCAUGGCAGCCGAUCGUCGCAGAAAGUGACGUCGUUUGGAAACCGAUCUGGCCGCGUGGACGCAGAGAAUCGCACAUUUAGACGCCAAGCUCCUCCUCCAUCCAUCGAAAUUCCAGCAUCAUCCGCCAAUGCCCCGGCGUCGGCAGAUUUCGCUGCCACGGAUGCAACACCAACAAACGCUGCUUUCUCCCUCACAUCUCCCGAGCGGACAACGUUCGCUGGCAGCCACCAUCACCACCAUCACCACCAUCGCCAUCAUCACAGAAACCAAGACCCCCGACAUACCCCCCACUUUGCUCCACCAUCCCGCCAUCAAAUCCAGCCUCUGGCCACGGCCAUCCCGUCGAUGGAUGCAACCGACGGGUUCAACAUCAGACCUGCUCGCGAUGUCGAAAGGCUGCCUUCUAUGGUUCCAUACCACCACAGUGGAUUGACUUCGCAGCCCGACUCCCCGACUACGCCACUUCCUCCCACACAACUGCGAUCACCUACAACACGUCCCGUACCCGCGUCCAACCCAACUGCACGGGCUCGGAGGAGGCCAUCUAUCCGACAUCAAACUUCGAUGGGUGGUGAACAAGAGGAUCCGAAUGGCGAUAGCAUGGUCUCCGAUGAGUCUGGGGAGCCGGAUAUCGCUACCGCAAGCACAGAUAUCCAGACGUCGGUCGGAAUUCAGGACAUUAGCAUGGAUGAUGAAGGCGAUAGUAUGAUCACGGCUGUGGAGACUCCUCUGGGCCUAACCACACCCACUGUAUCGGAAGCUCAGGAUGCAGGCACAUUCAACAUCACACACCGAUCAGCAAUUGACGGAAGUCUGAUCGCCGAUGCCACAACCCCAACAGGACCACCAAUGGGCCUCUCCCCAGCCCAGACAAAUAUGGCCAACAACUCACCCGCCAUCAUGAUUACGACUAUCCCAAGAUACUUGCUGGAUCGGCCCACUCCAGCAAACGCACAAGUCCUUGCGGCUAUGCCACGCGACGAAGACGUUCUCAUGUCUUUGCAGCUCCUCGCAUAUGUUUCUAAGUACUGCAACCUCCGAAAGUAUUUCCAACGGUCGCAUCUCGUUCCAAAGCUCAAGAUCGGCAAGGAGCUUCAUCUUCUGGAUCAAGAUGACAGCAGCUGCCACGCACAAGCUGAGGACGGUUGUGAGAGUGACGAGGAGGAGGAGUACCUCUUGCCUGACGAUUUCAAUAUAUUCCCCCUCGUCGAGAAGUUUACCGUGCGUCACCACAGCCAGGAUAUGCAAUACUGGGCUGGCGUGGUUAUGCGCAACUUGUGCCGCAAGGACGACACAAGGGGAGGGAUCAGACAAUGUGCAUACUACCAAUGCGGCAAGUGGGAAGAGUUUACACGGCAGUUUGCCAAGUGUCGACGAUGCCGCCGUACAAAGUACUGCAGCAAAGAAUGCCAAAAGAGCGCAUGGGUUUACCAUCGCCAUUGGUGCGUCGAGGCGUCUCAAUGA
This is a messenger RNA of Pseudogymnoascus destructans, 1911 nucleotides long. RefSeq lists its product as uncharacterized. Gene Ontology annotation, cellular component: MUB1-RAD6-UBR2 ubiquitin ligase complex. Lineage: Eukaryota; Fungi; Ascomycota; Leotiomycetes; Thelebolales; Thelebolaceae. The transcript has a single exon. Gene Ontology annotation, biological process: establishment or maintenance of cell polarity; ubiquitin-dependent protein catabolic process. The record is from RefSeq and is a predicted model, not a curated record. The coding region runs from base 1 to 1911 and encodes 636 amino acids.